GAUUCAUAUGACUUGAUUUAAGCGCCUAUUAAAUACAGUUCAAUGUUUGUAUAAAUUUUCAUCCAUUUCAAUUUUGUUUAAUACUUUCUUUCAUUGAUUUUAAAAAAUGAGUGAUGAGCACAGGCACCUUUUAUCAACUGUACCAACACGGCAGACUUAUUUAGCAUGUCCUGAAACUGUGGAUCCAAUGUACCAUGCACCAGUCGACUCGAACUCUAUACAUUCUUCCCCUUCACUCGAUGCUCAACUAUCAGAAGAUGAAGAUUAUCUACAACAGGAACGUCGCAUGUCCACAGUUAGCUCAAUCGAAACCUAUAACAGUGAGGAGCAAGAGUUGGCGGCAAAAAAACAGAAGUAUGCUACUGACAGUUUGGCCUAUGUUCAACGCCUUGAAAAGAUAUUUGAUUACUUCUCAUCGUCUUUAUAUUUGGAGAAUACGGUUGCUGUUGCAAGAGAUCAUUUAGCCAACGAGCGUACAUACUUGGCCUGGGUUAGAACUAGCUUGUCGACUAUUUCUAUCGGCGUUGCAAUUACACAGUUAUUUAGACUAGACAAAGACAUAUUUAAAGAUCCUCACAAAGCUGACGAACUUGCACAGAUUGGCAAACCACUUGGCCUAUCCUUUAUCAUGAUUGGCAUGAUGUAUAUGAUUUUUGCUGUCAUCCGCUAUUUCCACUCUCAAGUCGCCAUGACAAAAGGCUACUUCCCCGCUAGCCGUGGUAUUAUUAUAUUCGGCUCUGUUGCAACACUGACAGCUCUUAUUGCUGUCUUUGUAGUUGUUCUUCAAAUACAAUAGAUUUGAUAGAAUACCAUAUAUACCAUCCCGCUUUUAAUGGUCAACUAAAUUAGAAAUAAAGUUCACAACUGAAACAUUUGUGAAUCCAUUCUUGCGUUCAUUAAUUUAAAUUUCCUCUCUCGUUUCCGGACUAAGUCAUUGUAGUUACAUGUUUUAAUUUUUUGGUUAUUAAAGCGGCAUUAGGAUAUAUAUAUGUACAGUAGAGUUGUCUUUAAAGAGCUAAAAGGGAUACAUUGAUGUUCUAGGUAAACCGUUAAUUACAUAAGGCAUGUGAGGCUCAGCAUUCCACAGGAGAAAUCUCAAUCACACGGAAAUAG
This is a messenger RNA of Mucor mucedo, 1113 nucleotides long. RefSeq lists its product as uncharacterized. The transcript has 3 exons. Bases 107 to 796 code for a protein of 229 amino acids. The record is from RefSeq and is a predicted model, not a curated record. Lineage: Eukaryota; Fungi; Mucoromycota; Mucoromycetes; Mucorales; Mucoraceae.